Molecule: messenger RNA, 2568 nt
Organism: Oncorhynchus gorbuscha (pink salmon)
Lineage: Eukaryota; Metazoa; Chordata; Actinopteri; Salmoniformes; Salmonidae
Gene: angptl6
Product: angiopoietin-like 6
Exons: 6
Coding region: 641-2113 (490 amino acids)
Source: RefSeq, a predicted model, not a curated record
UCAAUGGUUAAUGUUUGGCGACAUGGUCCAGAGCUUCUGACACUACCAUUUGUCAAUCAUGUGAUGUAUUCUUUUUCUUUGGUAUUCCAGUUUACUUACAGACACUUGUUGGUACCAAUAAUGUGUUUCACUGAGGUUGAGGAGUAGUGACCCCUGCAAAUAUAGUCUAUUGUGUCAAUGUUGAGGUGAUAAUGGUGUUUACGGUGUUGACAAUGGUGGUAGCCAGAGUUGACCCUGAAAGGAUUGUGUUGAUCAAUGGGAUGGAAGUGUGAGUUGACUCUCUCUGGGUUUUGUUGACCAUUGUCACCCCAUUGCUGACUUGCUAAUAAACUCCAGCCAGGCAGACAGUGUUAAGGGUACUUUCGCCUUCCAGGGGAACAUCUGGUGGGCUGUCAAGUCAUGCUCUGCUUUCCACUGAAAAUGCCUGUAUGGAAUUUUGCAUCUGUGUGGCCACUGUCUGACUGUGAUGUACUUGUUGGUGUACAAUUAUAGUUGUUUGAAAUGGGGAAAAGCUAUUUUUACUGAAUGAAUACAUCUCUACAUGUUCUAGAUAUAGAGUAUCAUGUUUUAUUGGGGAAAUCUGCUAAUGAAUCUCCAUCACUGCUUAUUUCCAUGGACAGAAGAGCAGUUGAACAGGUAGAUGGAGAAGCAGCUGACUAUUGGCCUGUCUUUGUUGCUGGGGCUCCUCCUAGUCAUGCCUGAGGUGGGGGGGCGGAAGGAAGAGUCCCAAAAGCGCCUUUCCCGCUCCUCAGAGCUAAAAGCAGGCCGCUGCUCCUACACAUUCAUUGUUCCUCAGCAAAAACUGAAGGGGGCGCGGUGCGUGAGCACCGAGUCCACCACCGGCGCCGCCAACCACUCAGAGGUAACGGCUCUGCGGGGGGAGUUGAACCGUCAGCAGGAACAGCUGGAGAAGCUGAGAGGCCAGCUGGAGCAGGAGGGCGCCCUGGUUAUGGAGGUACGGGCGCUACGGAAAGAGAGCGGCAGCAUGAACUCCCGCAUCGCCCAGCUCUACGCCCAGCUGCUGCACGAGGUUAUGUACAAGAAGGACCAGGUGGUCAAACAGAGGCGGGUCGAGAACCUACUGCUCAACGCCACCGCACAGAUGCUGCAGAUCUCCACUAGUUACAGGGAGCUGGAGAAGAAGUAUGGAGCCCUCACCUCCAUGAUGAGCAACCAGAGUCAGCUCAUCGCCCGGCUGGAGAAGCUGUGCCAGGCCACCAAGAACACUACCCCACCUCCACAGAUGACCUCUGAACCCCUGAAUAUCCAGUCCAGUGGGCCCCUGAAUGACAGCUCAGAGUCCAAUGUGAUGGCUAAUGAUGUUCAGAGAGACCAGGGCGCCCCUCCACUACAGCCACAGGAGGAGAGAGAGCCCCUGCAGGGGACAAAGGUGCUCCCCACCACCAAGGCUGACACCCCUACCGACGCCCCCUUCAUAAGCUUCCCUGUCACUAAGACCCCAGGACCCUGGAGGGACUGCCAGCAUGUGCUGGACUCGGGCGAGACCACCAAUGGGAUCUACCUGCUGCGUCCACAGAGCGCCAACCGGCUUCUGCAGGCCUGGUGUGAACAGACCAAGGCCCAGGGAGGCUGGACCGUCAUCCAGAGGAGACAGGACGGAUCAGUCAACUUCUUCAGGACCUGGGAGCAGUACAAGCAAGGCUUUGGGAACCUGGAUGGAGAGUACUGGCUGGGUCUGGAGCACCUCUACUGGCUGACCAAGCAGGCCCACUACAAGCUUCGGAUGGCCAUGGAGGACUGGCAGGGCCGCCAGGUGUUUGCAGAGUACGACAGCUUCCGCCUGGAGCCUGAGAGCGACUGGUACCGUCUGAGGCUGGGGGAAUACCAAGGCAACGCUGGAGACUCAAUGUCCUGGCACAAUGACAAAGCCUUUACAACUCUGGACAAGGAUAAGGAUGCUUAUUCAGGGAACUGUGCCCACUUCCAGAAGGGGGGCUGGUGGUACCACAUGUGUGCCCACUCCAACUUAAACGGCGUGUGGUAUCGAGGGGGUCACUACCGCAGCCGCUACCAGGACGGGGUUUACUGGGCAGAGUUCCACGGGGGCUCCUACUCCCUCAAAACGGUCACCAUGAUGAUCAAACCCACCUAACCCUCUCCCCAUUGGUGGCACCUUAAUUGGGGAGGACGGGUUCGUGGUAAUGGCUGGAGUGGAAUAGUUUCAAAUACAUCAAACAUGGUUUCCUUGUGUUUGAUACCAUUCCAUUCACUCCGUUCCAGCCAUUAUUAUGAGCCGUCCUCCCCUCAGCAGCCUCCUAUGUUAAACACACAUGUCCAUCAGGCAUCAGGGUAAUAUUAUGGUUCCGUCAUGGAUAAGGAAGGAUGUUAAUGAAGUUCUUACAUGUUAAACAGGUAUGUUAAUAAGACAGUGUUAGACUGACAUGCCAACACAACAUGUGGAAUUGGUUUCUAACUGCAAUGUAUUUAUUUAAUAAAAAAUUGCAAAACAAUGUUUGAACAUUACUUUUUGAUAUUAUCUAUCUAUCCUCUCACAAACAUACACACACACAUACACUCGCAUACACACACACACAUACACACACAUAC